UUUGCCUGUUUUUCGCCUCUCAACGAAACCCUUGGCCUUGAACAAGGGGAACAAUGCGGAUAUCAAAGUGGCUAUAAAAAAUAUUGUCCUCCUAAACAGUGUUGUAAUCGAUGGGGUUUCUGUGGAACCACACGCGGUUAUUGUGCCGCACAAAACUGCCAAAACCAAUGUCCAAGACGGUGCGGCCAAGGCUCUGACAUUCUAGCAUGUCCGCCAGGAUUCUGUUGCAGCAAAGAUGGCAGGUGUGGAACUAGUUCAAGAUAUUGUGCUCCUGAAAACUGUCAAAGCCAAUGUAAUACGACAGCACCCCCAAUCCCAGAGGGACGAUGCGGAAGGCAAGCUGGCGGUAUAUAUUGUCCUAUUGGACAGUGUUGUAAUAACUCUGGUUGGUGUGGAACUACACCUGAUUAUUGUGAUCUUGAUAACUGCCAAAGUCAAUGUUAUCCAGUCGCACCCCCACCUUCGCCCUCACCUCCACCUCCAUCCCCAUCCCCACCCCCACCUUCGCCCUCACCUCCACCUCCAUCCCCACCCGCAUCCCCACCCCCACCUUCACCCUCACCUCCUCCUCCAUCCCCAUCCCCACCCCCACCCCCACCUUCCCUCUCACCUCCACCUCCAUCCCCACCCCCACCCCCGUCAGGACGAUGUGGAAUUCAAGCUUUUUUUCGAGCAUGUCGUAUUGGAGAAUGUUGUAGUGUAUUGGGUGUGUGUGGAACCACAUGGGCCUAUUGUGCUCCCGGACUGUGUCAAAGUCAGUGUUUUCUAACCUCGCCCGCCAAUAAUCGUAUGAGAGGUAUUGAAAGCUUAAUGCUUAAUGUUGUCUAGAUGCUAGCUCUUGUAUUCCCAAUUACUAGCUCGAGGAUGUACUUUUACUCCUCUAUUGGAACUGGUGAAGUGAUCAAAUAUUAAUGCAUGUAAAAUAAUGCAUAUGAAAUGUAUUAAUUAAUAUAAUAAAUAAAGGACUUUUGUCUAAAUUAAAAUAGCAAA
Lycium ferocissimum is the source of this 990-nucleotide messenger RNA. RefSeq names its product chitin-binding lectin 1-like. The transcript is spliced from 2 exons. NCBI's taxonomy places the organism in Eukaryota, Viridiplantae, Streptophyta, Magnoliopsida, Solanales, Solanaceae. Gene Ontology annotation, molecular function: chitin binding. The annotation marks the transcript as partial. The record is from RefSeq and is a predicted model, not a curated record.